AUGGGUCAAACCCCCUCUAUCCCACAACCCGGCACCAAGAUCCAAGUCAUCGGCGCGGGUCUCUCCCGCACCGGCACCGCUUCCUUCAGCGCCGCCUUGGACAUCCUUCUCGACGGCCCCAUCUACCAUGGCGGUACGCAAACCACCAUUGGACCUCCCGAGGAGAUCAAAUCAUGGAUCACGAUCCUGAAGCACCUCCAAAGCGAAACGCCCGACGACCGCCAGAAAGCUCUCACCCUCAUGGAGCGCCGACUGGACGGAUAUGCCGCCAUCACCGACGCCCCCGGGCAGCCAAUUGGUCCCCGAGCUAUUGCACCUGAUCUAGCGCGGUUGUGGUUCCUACGGGCGGUGCUUCUCCCGCUACCGGGUAUGAGACAUUUCGUGGACUAUAUCAGCUUGAUCACCGUGCAAUGGCGGAAAGUAUAUGGGACGCAUGGGAGGCCGGGGCCAGCGUAUCACAAGCAUAUCGCUUGGUUGAAAGAGAUUGUUCCGGAGGAUCGGCUGGUGUUCGUCGAUGUGAAGGAUGGUUGGGGACCCCUGUGCAGGGCUCUGGGGAAGGAAGUCCCUAAGGAUAUACCAUUUCCGCGCAUCAAUGACUCUGAGGCGAUCAAUCGGACGGCGAAGCAGCAUAUUCGGCGGGGGUUGAUUCGGUGGGUCGGGAUACUCGCGGCGGUAGGUGUUGUGUUUGCGGUGUACGUUUUGCGCAGAUAG
This is a messenger RNA of Aspergillus ibericus CBS 121593, 711 nucleotides long. RefSeq names its product sulfotransferase family protein. The record is from RefSeq and is a predicted model, not a curated record. Lineage: Eukaryota; Fungi; Ascomycota; Eurotiomycetes; Eurotiales; Aspergillaceae. The coding region runs from base 1 to 711 and encodes 236 amino acids. The transcript has 2 exons.